Messenger RNA from Verticillium dahliae VdLs.17, 888 nucleotides. Its product is annotated as RTA1 protein. The coding region runs from base 1 to 888 and encodes 295 amino acids. The record is from RefSeq and is a predicted model, not a curated record. Lineage: Eukaryota; Fungi; Ascomycota; Sordariomycetes; Glomerellales; Plectosphaerellaceae. The transcript is spliced from 2 exons. Gene Ontology annotation, cellular component: membrane.
AUGUCCGACAACGAUCAAACAAGUGGCGCCGGCGGCAAAGAGAUCGAUUUUGUUCUGUACUAUUACGAGCCUGCGCUUGCAGCUAGUAUCACAUCGACAGUUGUCUUUGCUAUUCUGACAGCACUGCAUGUAUGGCGUCUCCUUCGGGCCAAAGCUUAUUAUUUCACUGCAUUCACGGUUGGUGGUCUAUUUCAAGUGGUUGGCUAUGCAUUCCGAAUCUGGGGACACUUCGACCCUGAAAGUGUCAUGGCCUUCGCCAUCCAGGGCACUUUUAUCCUCGUGGCCCCGGCUCUCUUCGCCGCCUCUAUCUACAUGAUUCUCGGACGCCUCAUUCGCACCUGCCGUGCUGAGCACCUCUCGCUCAUUCCGGUCAACUGGGUCACCCGCAUCUUCGUUCUUGGCGACGUUGUUGCAUUCACCGUCCAAGCCAGCGGCGCCGGCCUCUCUGCCGCCGGGGACUACGACCUCUUCAAGCUCGGCGAGAAAGUUAUCAUUGGCGGUCUAUUCGUCCAGAUCGUCGUCUUUAGCUUCUUCGUCUGCACAUCGGUGCUGUUCCAAUACCGUCUGACGAGGAGCCCCACGCCCGUCUCGAUCGAGGGUCGUCUGCCGUGGAAGAGGCACUUGUACGUGCUGUACGGAACCAGCGCCAUCAUCCUGGUGCGUAGCAUCUUCCGUGUCGUUGAGUACAUCCAGGGCAACGACGGGUACCUCAUCACCCACGAGGUCUACCUUUACAUAUUUGACGCGCUGCUGAUGGCCGGCGUUAUGGCCAUCUUCGUUGUGUGGUACGUUGGGGACCUCGAAUCGAAGAAGAAGCGCAAGGCGGCCAACCUGGACUCCUUGCACUCGAGUGACGGAAUCGUGGAGAUGCGCAGCAGGGAUGCUUGA